Linum trigynum is the source of this 2917-nucleotide messenger RNA. The record is from the annotation of a GenBank genome assembly. NCBI's taxonomy places the organism in Eukaryota, Viridiplantae, Streptophyta, Magnoliopsida, Malpighiales, Linaceae.
CUCCCACAUUUUUCAACCGUGUUUCUCCCUCCUAUCGCCGGAAAAUCGGCCCUCUUCUACCUUUCAUCGGUUUUUCGGCCAAAUCUUUCUCCUCCAACCUCCAAAUUACAAUCGCGACCACCACCGAGUUCCUGGAUUCUAGGCGCCAAUCCCCCAAAGUUUUAGUCCAGUUUGGUGAUGGUCGAUUUGCCGGCAACGACUCUCCGGCGAGACUCUGGCGAGCUCUCCGGGCAGUAAUCUGACGACUUUUUGUGGUGUUUUUCCUUCACCUCACCUUUCCCUUGGUAUCUACUUGAGUGUCCAGGUGUAUUUCUCUUCUAUCUUGUCUAAUUUUGGAGAAUUGAUACCUAGGGUUCUAGGUGAGAAAUUUGGGGAUAUUGGCUUAAUUUGUUGAAUUUGGUAGGCCGUUGGAUUUUGUAUGCUUGAAUUGAUGUUGCCCUUGUGCUAGUUUAGUCGGCCUACCGAUUGCAUGGUAGGAAGCUAAGGAAAUUGUUCUCAGUCAGUGAUUGCAUGGUGAAUUUUAGUUUGGGAUUGGUGUUUGAAUGUUGGAAAAUUCAUGUGCUUGUAUGUCCCACUUGGAGCCUAGUACACUGUCCAAAUCUUUCGGUUUGAGGGCUCCAAGUGCGAUUUUACCUGAUUCUGUGACGUGACCUAUUUUCUAUGUCUGGCAUAUGUGCUCUCUUUUUUAUUGCAGGACAAUGGAAGCCGAGAUUGCUCAUCCGAGUGCACUUUGCCUCGGCCAAGUGCACUGGAGGUGCGCACUGGGCCGAUAUUUCUCGGCCGAGUGCACUUUCCCUCGGCCAAGUGCACUGGCGAGGUGCGCACUUGGUCGAGACUAUCUUGACAUGCUGAUUCCCGAGCAGCACGUGCACAUAACUGCCAUCAGAGACCGCCCCAUAGAUGAGCAUCUCAAACUCGACUUUGAGGUCUUUGUAGCGCUGAACGCUCGCGAGGCAAUUGAAGAUGCUGGUCGCACCCCCUCUUGACGCACCCUCCUCUGCCUCACUGAGCCGACCUACCAGGAGAUGGUUUGGUAUUUUUACUCCACCUUCUGUCACUCCCCAUGGCAUGUGGGAGAGCACGCCAAUGCCAUCUAUUUACUCUAGGCGGGGAGGCACAUUCUCUCAGCUAUGACGAUUUUUCCCGAGAACUGGACCUCUUCUCUCUUUAGGCAUGUCACCUUGCCAUUGAGGAAGCCGAUCCCCUUGCCUUUCAUGACCAGGCAUUCUUCAACAGGAUCUGCCUCCUCGAUGCAAUCGACAAUGUAUAUUUGCCCAGCCAAACGAGGGCUAGUCUUCUCCAUUCUGAGUGUCACAUUCUCAACCAAUUGUUGACCCAGUCAUACCCUCCCAGUAAGGGCUUCGCCUAUCGCCUCACUCUCCGGACACAAUAAUUCCUGCACUCGAUGAGCAAGGAGGAGGAUAAUUUGCACUUGGCCUCUGUCCUUGCCAAGACAUUCACCAAGGCUUCUACUUGCGACCGCCCUGUGCUUGUGAGCUGGUGAUCUCUGCUUUUUCCCGAUACUUUGAGGUCGAUCUCACUGACAUGACCAUGAUCUAGACACCUACUCCCCUCGGCAAGAUGACUCUUGGGCACCAUCUCUUACUUGCCCGCUACGGGCCCCUGACGUGGAUCUAGGGGCUUCCUCGUCCUCCUGCUCCUGACGUGGCCGACCACCAUAAGGCGAGCAAUACCAGAGCUCGUAAUGGGCCCCGUCAUCCAGUCCGUCUUGGCUAGCUGCCUGCUGGCAACUCUGCAGCUGCCCCAUCCCUCUUCUAUGGGCCUUCUACCGCCCCCACUGCCUCUAUUGUUGAUCAUCUGGAAGCCAUCACUCGCAGAACGAGCAGAUCCUCAUGGGGCAGGCUGACCUCCAUCAUCGCCUCUACGGUGAGCAGGAUGGUCGUCGCCGCAUCAUUUCGGGCCAGCACUACAUGAUGUACUAUCUGAACAUGAACUCUGCUGCUGUUCAGUACCCCUGAGUGGCUUCGCUGGGGCAUGAGGAUGACACCCACCUCCUACUGACAAUGGAGACAAUGAGUAUUAAGUUGGCUCUGACUGAUCCCCAAUGGGAUGCUGGGUUAUGUAUUUUCCUUUCUUUCCAGACUCAGAAUCUGUUGUCGGUUUCUUUAUUUUUCACUUUUGGAUUGUGCACAUGGAACUGUGGUCUAUUUUCUCUAUCACCUGGUGUGUUUUGAUGACUCUAGCUCUGUGCCUUUGGACUGGUCCCCUUCUAGUCUCCUGUUCCUGACUGGUCCACUCUCCAGUCACCGCCUCUGAUCGUCAUUUCUUGGUACAUAGUUCCCCUACUCUCUACUCCAUUGAAGGCAAUGACGAACUUAUGUUUGUGUGUGUGGGGGGGGGGGGGGGUGUUUUGUGCUUAUUGGAACCUAUGUUUGUGUGCUUAGAGCCUAGUCCACUGUCAAAAUCUCGAGAUAUGAGGGCUCCAAGUACUGAUGUUUGCAUAAUCAUAUUGGCACUAUGGUUUUAUAUGGUGAAUCGAUUAGCUGUUAGGAUUGAUGCGUGUAACUUGUUGGUGACUAAAACAACCUAUAAUGUUGACUGAGACGUGUAGUAGAUUUGUGUUGGGGUUCAAUUUUUCAACUGUUUGCUGACCAACUGUGACUUGGAUUGAUCACUCAUUUUUUUACAGUCAUCUAUGCAUCUAUUUCAGGGAAUUAGAAAGAGAGAUAGAGCAUAUAGGUAGCCAUGUGAGAUUUGAGUCUGCUCGUUUCUUUCUUGUGUGAUAGAUCCCUCUUUUAUGAUGUGUAGCAUUUACAUUGCCACUAAUUAGGAUCAUGGAGGCAUAGGAUUAACCCACGACAAAAUUGACUUUCCUGGUGUGUCAUACCCCCUCGUCCGUCCCUUUAAGUCGUGUAACUUUCUUUCUUUGUGUCUACAAUGAAAAAUCACCCUUUUG